This is a messenger RNA of Zerene cesonia (dogface butterfly), 733 nucleotides long. RefSeq lists its product as uncharacterized. The record is from RefSeq and is a predicted model, not a curated record. Lineage: Eukaryota; Metazoa; Arthropoda; Insecta; Lepidoptera; Pieridae. Bases 119 to 502 code for a protein of 127 amino acids. The transcript is spliced from 4 exons.
UUAACAACAGCAUCAGCUUUCAUUAAUAGUUUGUGUGUAGCCGUGAACGUGCAUUGCCAACCACAUUACCACGUUUUUCUUUCACGAGUUUUCACUAGUUGCGAAAUAAACAAUACACAUGGAUUCUAGAACAGUGUUACUCUUUUGUCUCGCUAUGUUUUUGGCCAUACUUGCAACGGCUGCAGCAGGCCGCACCAAGAAGGUGGUGAUCCACGUGCCCUACAAAGUGAAGAAGAUCAAGCACACGCACACAGUAUACAAGACGAUUCAUCACCACCACAAGCACCACGACCUCUACGACCACGGGCUCGCUCUGCCAACUGAGGAGCACGAACACUUCCAUCAUGUGCUUCUGGAUGAACCAACGGGUCACGCUCAGCCACUGCCCUCCAUGGGCUUCCCGGAGUACUUGCCUGAUGUCCCGAUGGAUGAAACAGAACUGUCGGAAUACGAGGACUUGCCAAUACCCACGCGGCAUGUGUUUUAUAAGAGAGAAAAAUAAAUCAUCUAACAUCGGGCCUGUAAACUAAUAUAGACCGUGUAGACCGAGGAAUCCCACUUUUCAUCCGUGACAUAUCCCAUUAACUAAUUUUGAUCAUAACCAUAAAAUAAUCUCAUUGAGGCAUGUAAUGCAUAGAAUAUAUUCGUAAUUAUACCAAAAAAUAUUGUACAAAAUAUAAUUAAGAUAACUUAAAAUGAACGAGACUUAAAACCAUAUAUUAAUAACCAAAGA